Molecule: messenger RNA, 528 nt
Organism: Ustilago hordei
Lineage: Eukaryota; Fungi; Basidiomycota; Ustilaginomycetes; Ustilaginales; Ustilaginaceae
Exons: 1
Coding region: 1-528 (175 amino acids)
Molecular function (GO): acyltransferase activity, transferring groups other than amino-acyl groups
Source: RefSeq, a predicted model, not a curated record
AUGCACCAACUCGAGUUCGCACUUGCACCAUAUCUCUAUCCGCAGCUGGAGCCAUUCUACAGUGAAGAUGAAGCUGUCUCUGAUGUGGGACUGGCGGAGGAAGAAGAUGUCAGGCAAGGACAGGUGGCAGAGCUGCAAGUCAUGGUAGCGGAGACGGAAAGGGGCAGAGGCGUAGGUACCUUCCUGGUCAAGGCAGUGCUGGCUUCACUCGAGACAGACUGGCGAUACUCGAUGGUGCAGGCAAGCUGCUUCCCCGAGAACGAGGCUUGUCGGAAACUGUUGGAGCGAUGCGAAUUCCAGAGCGUCUCGACAAGGAGUAAAGUGGUCAAGAUGAUCGACGGCCCCAGGAAAGGCGAUUGGAGAGAUCUUGUCACCUUUGAAUUCAAGCUACCACCAAUACCGCCGUCGAAGCGACAGCAGCAGCAACCGCCACCGCCACUUCAGCAAGAGCAUCCACUUUGGACUGCACCGGUCAUAAAUCUGACAAUCGAUCCAAAUGCGUUGUUCAAACGACCACGACUCGGAUGA